Molecule: messenger RNA, 867 nt
Organism: Trichoplax adhaerens
Lineage: Eukaryota; Metazoa; Placozoa; Uniplacotomia; Trichoplacea; Trichoplacidae
Exons: 6
Molecular function (GO): protein binding
Source: RefSeq, a predicted model, not a curated record
CCUCAUGCUAUAGCAACAUUCGAUUUUUCAGCCCAGGAUAACGACGAGCUGUCACUUCAAAAAGGAGAUGUUAUCAUUUUACUGCAAAAAAUAGACGAUACGUGGUAUAUAGGCCGAAAUGAUCAAAAGAAAGGCAUAUUUCCUUCGAAUUUUGUUCGAAUUGUUAAGGACAUUGGAACAAGACAAGCACAAAGCGAUAUGAAUGCCGAAUUCGAUAAACCAUGUGCUGUAGCACGAUUUGAUUUUGACGCCGAAAAUGAGAACGAGCUAGCAUUUACAGAAGGUGACCAUAUUACGCUAUUAAACUAUGUUGGAGAGGAAUGGCUGAAAGGACAACUUAAUGGAAAGAUUGGAAUUUUUCCGAUCGAUUUUGUUCAUAUUCUUGUAAAUAUCACAUCUAAAUGUCUCUUACCUUGUAAGUUUUUUCUCUCUUCAUACUCUAAAAAUCUUCAUACUGUAUUGAUAUUACAGGUUGGCGUUCCUCAUUGCAAAGCAGUAUAUGAUUUUAAUGCUGAAGCUGAUAAUGAGCUAUCAUUCCGUAAAGGCGAUAUAAUUACGAUCGUAGCAAAAAUAAACGACGAAUGGUUAGAAGGCAAAUUAAAUAAUCGCAAUGGAAUAUUUCCUACCCAGUUCGUGGAAAUUAUUCAGGAUCUGGGGGAUAAUGCAAAAUCUGCCGCAUCUAAUAGUAACUUUAAUGUUAAAGCUAUCUACGACUUCGAUGGCCAAGAUAGUACUGAAUUAUCAUUUAAGGAAGGUGAAUACAUUACUGUUAUAGAAAAAGUAAACGACGAAUGGUUACUAGGAGAAAUCAAUGGACAAAAAGGCCAAUUUCCUAUUGCUUUCGUGAAAAUAUUUAAUAGACAAUGA